AUCUUAUUGAAACAGCGACAAAGAAAAAGACACCUAAACGAAUACUUUGACGCAUUCUCACCAAAUUAACAAACCCCCAUUAUUGGCUUUGGUUUAAUUUGUUUAUUCAAUCCUUGGGGUUGGAGUCUUCAACCUCACCUUAACCCCUUUUUCUCCCUUUCUUUUUUCUUUAUUACCUUAUCUUUUUCCCAUCCAUUUAGGGUUCUUCAUUUUCUAGUACUCCACUUCUUUUCUUUUAUUCCCAAUUGAUUGAUCUUGAUUAAUUUGUUGGAUGACGAACCGGUGGUGGGCGGAGAGCGGCGGCGGCGGUCUACCUGAGGCUGCGGGGCUGGACUCGUCGCCGGCCAUCAGGAAACCGGAUCUGAGCAUAGGCAUGAACGAGGAGAGCGAGGAGCCGAAGGAGGGGGCGGUGGAGUCGUCGGCGCGGCGGGCGAGGGGGAGGCCGGCGGGGUCGAAGAACAAGCCGAAGCCGCCGAUCUUCGUGACGCGCGACAGCCCCAACGCGCUGCGGAGCCACGUGCUCGAGGUGGCCAGCGGCUCCGACGUGGCCGACUCCAUCGCGCAGUUCGCGCGGCGCAGGCAGCGGGGCGUCUGCGUGCUCAGCGCCAAUGGAACAGUGGCCGACGUCACCCUCAGGCAGCCCUCCGCCGCCGGCGCCGUCGCGCUGCCCGGCCGCUUCGAGAUACUGUCCCUCACCGGAUCGUUCCUGCCCGGGCCCUCGCCGCCGGGCUCCAUGGGGCUGACCGUGUACCUGGCUGGCGGGCAGGGGCAGGUGUUGGGGGGCAGCGUGCUCGGGGCGUUGGUGGCCGCGGGGCCAGUCAUGGUGAUCGCCUCCACCUUCUCGAAUGCGGUGUACGAGAGGCUGCCGCUCCAGGAGGAAGAGGAGGGGGAGGAGGAAGCAGCGGCGGAGCAAGGUGGGAUGCAAGGUGAAGUAGGUGGACAAAUGAGCAAUGAAAACUAUGCUAAUUGGAGUCAUGGGCGCAAUCCAUACUAGGUUCGUACUAAUGUCAAAAUGAGAUCAAAUCAUUUUAAAUGUGUAUACGGGCUUGCCUUAUGGCCGUGAUGUGUUGUACGAGUCAGUAACUCUCUCCUAAAAAGUGUGACGUUUUGGUUGUGUUUGAUAAUCGGAUCUUCGAUUGUGUUGAGGUGCGCUUCAGAAAUUCAUUUUAUUUCCUCCAGAGUGUAUUGCGCUCGUAUUCAUCGGACCGUUUAAUGACGUUCAACGCCUAUAAAUAGAGAUUCAUGUAAGGGACGUAUGCACCAUGGUGAGGCAGUGAGGAGGGCAUUGACAACUUUGUUGAACGUGGUGGAAUAU
Molecule: messenger RNA, 1315 nt
Organism: Salvia splendens (bonfire salvia)
Lineage: Eukaryota; Viridiplantae; Streptophyta; Magnoliopsida; Lamiales; Lamiaceae
Product: AT-hook motif nuclear-localized protein 19
Exons: 2
Coding region: 272-994 (240 amino acids)
Cellular component (GO): nucleus
Molecular function (GO): minor groove of adenine-thymine-rich DNA binding; DNA-binding transcription factor activity
Source: RefSeq, a predicted model, not a curated record